GCUUAAUUUCCACCAAGGAAAAGGGUCUCCUCGCAUGCGCUAGCUCUUCUUCUCACAAUUAAAGGGAAUUAAGAAAAUGAAUUAUAUGAUGAUGAAGACAGUCUCAAGGAUGACUUUCCUUGCUGUGUUUGUAGGGUGGCUCAUGGUUUGGGUUUUCUUGCCAACAAAGAUAUACAUGCAAGUAUGGACUCCCGUGCUAAACAGCAAGCUCAAUUCAACAUACUUUGGAGUACAAGGGACAAAUCUUCUGCUUUUUACAUUUCCCAUGAUGUUCAUAGCAGCUUUGGGCUGUGUUUAUCUCCAUGUUCAGAACAAAUCAGAGAAUAUUAAUAAGUCCAAAAGUGUUGUUAGAAGCCAUCGUUUGGGGUUUUGGAGACGCCCCGUGCUUGUGAUGGCCCCUCUGGGAAUCGUUACUGCAGUGGAGCUUGCCUUCGCAGCCAUGUUUGUUUCACUCUUAAUCUGGUCUCUAUCCAAUUACUUAUAUGUCAGCUUUGGUCACCUCCAUAUGCAUAAAGCAGGCGAGAAAGUGUGGGAAGCAAAGUUUCGAAGUGUAUCACUGAGACUCGGGUAUGUUGGAAACAUUUGCUGGGCAUUUCUCUUCUUUCCCGUAACUCGAGGGUCUUCAAUAUUGCCUCUGGUUGGGCUCACAUCGGAGUCUAGCAUCAAGUACCAUAUCUGGCUCGGUCAUCUUUCAAUGAUUCUUUUUGCCGCACAUACUAUAGGUUUCAUCAUCUACUGGGCUAUAACUCAUCAAAUGGCUCAGAUGCUUGAGUGGAGCCAAGAUUGGGUGUCAAAUGUAGCUGGAGAGAUUGCAAUUUUAUUUGCAUUGGCUAUGUGGGUGACAAGCAUUCCACGCGUUAGGCGAAAGAUGUUUGAGCUUUUCCUCUAUACCCACCAUCUCUACACACUCUAUAUCUUCUUCUAUGUGUUGCAUGUUGGUGUAGCCUACUUUUGUAUGAUCCUUCCUGGGAUCUUCCUUUUCCUUGUCGAUCGAUUCAUAAGGUUCCUACAGUCCAGAGAAAGCGCUAGGUUGCUGUCUGCACGCCUUUUACCAUGUGACACUGUUGAGCUAAGCUUCUCUAAGAGCCCAGGAUUGAAUUACAAUCCCACAAGUAUCAUGUUUAUUAACGUGCCGAGCAUUUCCAAGCUUCAGUGGCACCCUUUUACAGUGAUAUCCAACUGCAAUAUGGAGGCAGAUAAGCUCAGCAUUGUCAUCAAGCGCGGGGGAAAUUGGUCUCAAAAGCUUUUCCAACAAUUCUCUUCUUCUGUGGAACAUGUCAAAGUUUCUGUCGAAGGACCUUAUGGUCCUACUUCGUCUCAUCUUCUGAGAAGGCAUGAGUCCCUGGUGAUGGUGAGUGGAGGCAGUGGGAUUACUCCUUUCAUCUCCUUAAUUCGCGAGAUCAUUUUCCAAAGCCAAAAUGCAAACUUAAACACGAUCCCACGAGUUCUCCUCAUUUGUGCCUUCAAGAACUCGAUGGAUCUCACCACGCUAGACCUAUUGCUUCCUAUCUCUGGCACACCCAUACAAAUUUCCACAAGAGUGCAGUUACAAAUAGAAGCGUAUGUGACUAGAGAGAAUGAGCAACCCGCGGCAGACGCCCAAAAGCUCAUCCAAACCAUAUGGUUUAAGCCAAACCCAUCAGACUCGCCCAUUUCUCCAACUCUAGGGCCGAACAACUGGCUAUGGCUUGGCGCAAUAAUCUCAUCCUCAUUUGUCAUGUUCCUUCUCUUUUUGGGUAUUGUCACACGUUACUACAUUUACCCUAUUAGUGAAGAAAACACCAGUAACACCAGUACUGGGACUUACAAUUUCUCCCUCAGCUCUCUUUGGGACAUGUUUUUAGUCAGUUGCUGCAUCUUAGUAGCUUCUAGUGCAAUCUUCCUUUGGUGCAAGAAACAAAACUUCAUGGAAGGGAAGCAAACCCAAAAGAUGGAAGUGCCAACCCCAAGAACUUCACCAGGGUCUUGGUUUUAUGAGGCGGAUAGCGAGCUUGAAAGCCUUCCCCAUCAGUUACUUGUUCAAGCCACCAAGGUGCAUUUUGGUGCAAGGCCUAAUCUUAAGAAAAUUCUUUUAGGGUGGGAAGGAUCAGAUAUUGGAGUCGUAGUCUGUGGGCCAAGGAAGAUGCGACAUGAGGUUGCUGAAAUUUGUUCAACUAGUUUGGCAAAAAAUUUGCACUUGGAGUCCAUCAGCUUUAAUUGGUGAUGCUUUUGAAAAAAAAGUGAUAAUUGUGUCUGUUAAGACUAUUAAGUAAUGGGAAGUGGGAACUCGAUCUCUUUGUAUGUGUUGUAAAAUGUUUUGGGAAAAAUAGAAAAUCUUUUGUAAAUGUUUGGUUCUGUUUUGUACUCGUAGGGGGUGUAUUUAGUUUCUGCUGUUUGUCUUUGUUGGAGUGUUGUUUUGCUGGUUGUGCAGCUGUUGCUGCCUGUAGUGUUGUUUUCCUUGUUGCUGGGUUGGGUUUGUGUUUCGGGUGUUUAUUGGACUGAAUUUAUUUCUAUUGAGUUUUUCUAUUGGUUUGCAAUUA
Molecule: messenger RNA, 2519 nt
Organism: Alnus glutinosa
Lineage: Eukaryota; Viridiplantae; Streptophyta; Magnoliopsida; Fagales; Betulaceae
Product: ferric reduction oxidase 4-like
Exons: 8
Coding region: 77-2203 (708 amino acids)
Cellular component (GO): plasma membrane
Molecular function (GO): oxidoreductase activity
Source: RefSeq, a predicted model, not a curated record